Solanum verrucosum is the source of this 528-nucleotide messenger RNA. RefSeq lists its product as uncharacterized. The transcript is spliced from 2 exons. The coding region runs from base 1 to 528 and encodes 175 amino acids. Lineage: Eukaryota; Viridiplantae; Streptophyta; Magnoliopsida; Solanales; Solanaceae. The record is from RefSeq and is a predicted model, not a curated record.
AUGGUUGAUAUGUCUCAAGAAAUUAACAAUGGUGGCCAUGUUACUGAUUUCAGUAAUGGUGGAAAUCCUGGGAACAAUAAUUCUACACCAGCUACGUCGAUUAGAUUGUCUCUUCUUGGAAGGAACAAGAUUGGGUUGGUGGAUGGUUCAUGUACAAAAGAUGGUGUGUCUCCUGAACUAAGGAAUCAAUGGGAGAGAGUAAAUGAUGUGGUUCUUUCAUGGCUUCACAAUUAUGUUUCAAAAAGUUUGUUAGGAGGGGUAGUUUUUGCCUCCACUGCUCAAAGUGUUUGGAAUGAUUUGAGGGAAAGAUUUGAUCGAAUGGAUGGAUUAAGAACCUUCAGUCUGCAUAAGGAAAUUGCAACACUGCAGCAAGGUACAGAUUCAGUGUCUGUCUAUUUUACAAAACUUAAGAACUUGUGGGAUGAGUUUGAAGCUCUAGUUCCAUCCUCUGGUUGUAACUGUGAAAGAUCAAGAGGUUUUAUUGAUCAUGUAAACAAGCAAAAACUCUAUCAAUCCUUAUGGGAUUGA